CCUCGGUACCCUGUGAAGCUGCCUUGCGGACGCGUUAGCCUACUUGGCUAUUACACAGCAGAAUGGCCGCAGUAAAAGCUCUUAAUCCGAAAGCAGAGGUAGCCAGAGCCCAAGCAGCUCUGGCUGUGAAUAUCAGUGCAGCCCGGGGACUUCAGGAUGUCCUCCGAACAAAUCUGGGACCCAAAGGAACAAUGAAAAUGCUUGUUUCUGGAGCCGGAGACAUUAAGCUCACCAAAGAUGGAAAUGUUCUGUUGCAUGAGAUGCAAAUUCAACAUCCAACUGCAUCACUGAUUGCCAAGGUGGCCACUGCGCAGGAUGACAUCACUGGCGAUGGCACCACGUCUAAUGUUCUCAUUAUCGGGGAGCUGCUGAAGCAAGCAGACCUCUAUGUGUCUGAGGGUCUUCAUCCCAGAAUAAUUGCUGAGGGCUUUGAAGCUGCAAAAGACAAAGCCCUUGAAGUUCUGGAGGAGGUUAAAGUUACUAAGGAAAUGGACAGGGAGACACUCAUCAGCGUGGCCAGGACUUCUCUGAGAACCAAGGUCCAUGCGGAGUUGGCUGACCUGCUCACAGAGGCUGUCGUGGAUGCUGUGCUGGCCAUCAAAAAACCUAACGAGCCCAUUGACCUAUACAUGGUGGAGGUCAUGGAGAUGAAGCAUAAAAGUGACUGCGACACACAACUGAUCCGAGGACUUGUGUUGGAUCAUGGCGCCAGACAUCCAGAUAUGAAGAAGAGGGUGGAGGAUGCCUACAUCCUCACCUGCAACGUGUCUCUGGAAUAUGAGAAGACAGAGGUCAACUCAGGCUUCUUCUACAAGAGCGCCGAGGAGAGGGACAAGCUGGUCAAGGCAGAGCGCAAGUUCAUCGAGGAGCGCGUGCAGAAGAUCGUCGAGCUGAAGAACAAAGUGUGCACUGAUGACUCCAAGGGCUUUGUAGUCAUCAAUCAGAAGGGUAUUGAUCCGUUUUCUCUGGACGCUCUGGCUAAAGAGGGCAUUGUGGCACUGCGUAGAGCGAAGAGGAGGAACAUGGAAAGACUGACUCUGGCUUGUGGAGGUAUUGCCAUGAACUCUGUGGAGGACCUGACUCCUGAGUGUCUAGGCCAUGCCGGUCUGGUCUAUGAACACACACUGGGAGAGGAGAAGUUCACUUUCAUUGAGAAGUGUGGAAACCCUCGCUCCGUGACUCUGCUGGUGAAAGGGCCUAACAAGCACACGCUCACACAGAUCAAAGAUGCUGUGAGAGACGGACUUCGGGCAGUCAAAAACGCCAUCGAGGACGGCAGUGUGGUGGCUGGAGCAGGGGCUUUUGAGGUGGCUGUGGCUGAUGCUUUGGUAAAACACAAACCCAAAGUGAAGGGCAGAGCUCAGCUCGGCGUCCAGGCCUUCGCGGAUGCCUUGCUCAUCAUUCCAAAGGUUCUGGCCCAGAAUUCAGGCUACGACCCACAGGAGACCCUGGUGAAGCUUCAGACUGAGUUUAAAGAGUCUGGCCAACUCGUGGGUGUGGACCUCAGCACAGGUGAACCCAUGUUGGCAGGAGAGGCUGGUGUUUGGGACAACUACAGUGUGAAAAAACAGCUCCUUCACUCAUGCACGGUAAUUGCCAGUAACAUCCUGCUGGUGGAUGAGAUCAUGAGGGCUGGGAUGUCUUCUCUCAAAGGCUAAUGAGUCAGUGUGAAGACAACUAUGGGAUGAACAGAGGCCAGCCGUGGGCAUACAGAACUCCACGCUUAACCGGAUUCUGCCUGGAGACCAACCGCCAGGGGCGACCCAAGGCAUCAUCCACAUCCUCGUCAUCUGAUCAUCGUCUGAUCGUUACAUGUGUCCAAUGCCAUUCUUAUGCCUCCCUGGAAUAGUCACCUCCCCCUCACAUUGAUUGGUUUAUUUAUGAGAUUUUGUUGAAAGGCACUGAACUGUGACACACCCUUUUCUUUGUACCCAUUAAAAGUUUUGAUUCAUGAACCAA
Messenger RNA from Chanos chanos (milkfish), 1959 nucleotides. RefSeq names its product chaperonin containing TCP1, subunit 6A (zeta 1) (gene cct6a). The transcript has 14 exons. Gene Ontology annotation, molecular function: ATP hydrolysis activity; ATP-dependent protein folding chaperone; ATP binding. Bases 63 to 1658 code for a protein of 531 amino acids. The record is from RefSeq and is a predicted model, not a curated record. Gene Ontology annotation, biological process: protein folding. NCBI's taxonomy places the organism in Eukaryota, Metazoa, Chordata, Actinopteri, Gonorynchiformes, Chanidae.